AUGAGUCAUACCUUGAGCGCCUGGAAAGCGUGUUGUUCAGAUACCAAUCCGGGACCCCGAGUGGUUGUGCCCUCUGAACGGGCUCUGAACUCUUCCGCAGAAGGCAGUUCUCGACUUUUUAGGUACGAGUUGCAACAUAAAGUGGCAUGUGCUAAAAUGCAACACGUCAAGCAAUCAACUGAUCCAGACGGUUUCCUUGGUAUGGGUGGAUUGAUGGAUCAAAUAGUGCAUGACGGUCUUAUGGACGAACGACAUCUUGAUGAAAUUCUCUUCUCGUCGAAUGCAGGAUCCAGUGGCAACUGGUCUGAGCAGGGCUACCCCAGAGCGUCUGCUCCCGUUCGGCAUGAUAACCGUUGGAUAGCUGACGCACCGUUGCCUCCUGAUGAUGAUUUUGAUCAACAUAAUCUCGUUAUGGAUACUAAUUUCUCGGAACAACCCACCAGCCGUCAGUCCUAUAAUCGAGAGAAUAUGCAAGAAGGCUCAAGCAAUUGUCGUUUUGGUGCAGGACACUCGAAUGUCAAUCCUUUUCAAGACUACCCAUCUCAUCGUUUUUCGGCGCUUCCUCCGAAUCAGGCCCGAUUUAGUGGAGGCAUGGGAUUUUCGUUGAAUUCUCAACGACCUAUGGUGGUUGGUGAAGCUUCAUCCCAAGCACAUACUUUUACGCAGUUUCAGUCAAGACCAUCAACUUCCACAUAUCCUCCUACGUCUAAUCCUCCUACGUCUACAGUUUUAGCCAGUUCCUAUCCGGAAAAGGGAGCGGCCCAAGGAUCUGAGAAAAUACCGUCCCCUCUGACGUGUUCCUCCGGUGAAGAACCUGAUCAACAGAUGGCCGCAGCAAGCGAAUGCAGCCCAGCCACACCGUAG
Molecule: messenger RNA, 864 nt
Organism: Haemonchus placei
Lineage: Eukaryota; Metazoa; Nematoda; Chromadorea; Rhabditida; Trichostrongylidae
Source: the annotation of a GenBank genome assembly